Arabidopsis thaliana (thale cress) is the source of this 1352-nucleotide messenger RNA. RefSeq lists its product as uncharacterized. The record is from RefSeq and is marked reviewed. Bases 121 to 789 code for a protein of 222 amino acids. The transcript is spliced from 3 exons. Gene Ontology annotation, cellular component: plasma membrane. Lineage: Eukaryota; Viridiplantae; Streptophyta; Magnoliopsida; Brassicales; Brassicaceae.
UUUGAUUCUCAUCAAAGACUUCACUUUUGUUCUUUGUCGCUUCAAUUCAACGCUUAUUCCUAAAUUCGAUUUUGCGUUGUCAAAUUCCUUAAAUUUCGUUACAAAGGUUUGAUAUUUCCGAUGAGAUCUCCAGCAAAGACGAUGCCGUCGAUGUCACCUUCUUCAGUUUCCACGGAGAAAUCUCCACCUCCGUCAGAUACUUCAAUGGCUAUAGUAGCUUUCGAUAACUCCACUACUCACUUCUCUUCUUCUCCAUCGCCGCCACAUUCUCUUGAUCAUUCCAGUGAAUCGGAGAAGGAAGAUGCGAAAAGUAAACCCGAGAGUAGAAGAAACAAGAAUCCUGGAAAGGUUGAGGAAACUCCAUCUCCGAUUGUGGUGGUUCAUAAUCACAAUCGCUCUGUGAAAGAAGUGGUUCCGACGAGAAAGAGUGCGAGAGUUGGUUCUGGGAGAAGUAGUGGCCAACGAUCUGGAGCUGUUUCGGCUAUUUUGAGAAGGUCUAGGAGAGAAGAGGUGGUAAAGUUUUCAGCUUUAGGGUUUCGGUUGAGUGAGGUUGUGUUGGCUUUGAUAUCUUUCUCAAUUAUGGCUGCUGAUAAAACUAAAGGUUGGAGUGGUGAUUCUUUCGAUCGUUACAAGGAGUACAGGUUUUGCCUGUCUGUGAACGUGGUUGCUUUUGUAUAUUCUAGUUUUCAAGCAUGUGACUUAGCGUACCAUCUUGUCAAAGAGAAGCAUUUGAUCAGCCACCACCUUCGACCUCUGUUUGAGUUCAUUAUAGAUCAGGCAAGUCAUUAACACUUAUGCUGUACUCUCGAUGGUAUUCCUUUGUUACUUUCGUUCUUGUAUGAAGUAUGAUCUACGUGGUUGCAUCUAGGUGAUGAGAAAAACUUGGCUAUAGAUAAUUCCUGAUACUUUGACUUGCACCAUCUGCUGGUACUUGCAUAUCUGCUUAUGUCUGCCUCAACAGCAGCAGUCACUCGCGUUGAUGAUUGGGUUUCAAACUGGGGAAAAGACGAGUUCACAGAGAUGGCAAGUGCCUCGAUUGCUAUGUCCUUCCUGGCCUUCCUUGCCUUUGCUUUCAGUUCCCUCAUUUCAGGCUAUAACCUAUUUAACCAAGGCUCUCUCUGAUCCUCCCACCUUUUUGUAUAGGUCCACACUCCUUGUGUGAUGUAUAAUAAAAAUGAUCAAUAUAUCUUAGCAUUGUAAUUAUUAUACUAUUUUUGUAGCCUAUAUAAAGGUUUCCAAAAACUAUGAGGUUAAUAAGAGAGGCAUAUCCUGUUGUCAAAAGGGUCUUUAUAGCCAACUAAAUAAAGACUCUGACAGAGCAAAAGGCAACAACUUUUCAGCUCUUGAGCCAU